Messenger RNA from Protopolystoma xenopodis, 300 nucleotides. The record is from the annotation of a GenBank genome assembly. Lineage: Eukaryota; Metazoa; Platyhelminthes; Monogenea; Polystomatidea; Polystomatidae.
AUGUCGCUUCUGCCCGCCACCUUCUCUCUCCUCAAGCAGUCGUCCUGCUUCAAGUCACCCGCAAGACGGUUGCCUCAACAAGGCAAGUUUUCGCAACUCGAAACACAUACACGCAACCAGUGCAAUUCCACACUCAGGCCCGGGGGGAUAGACAUAGAGCGUUGGGCAGUACUGAGGAUGAACAGACAAACAGAUAAACUGACAGACGAACGGAGAACCGGACGAACGAUGGAGCAAGCAGUGGGCAAGAUUGUGAGUAGGCCAGUGUGGACGUCUGAGGACGGAAUGGCCUUCAGAUGA